CAGUUUAUUUAUAAUGUCGGAAGAGAUUAGUUCGGUUACACUGCCCGCCUGGUUGAAGGCAGACCUAUUUGAAAAAUUGCUUAAUGAGCGAUUUGGCAAUAGAUAUGUGGGAAUCAAGGCCUUCAAGCCGGUGGCUGGUCUCAAGCCGGGAGAAAAUUACUCCACCAUUAUGCUACGCCUCCACUUUGAAGUCGAACUGAAGGAUCACGCCAUUGAAAAUGUGAGCUAUAUGCUGAAGACGCCGCAUGAUUUCGAGUUGUACCGCGAGAUCCUGAAGAAGAACAACAUGUUUGAGGUGGAGCGAGAUGUAUUCCUGCAAGUGAAACCCGAGCUGGAAAAUAUGUACAAGGAUGUCGGAUUGGAUGUCACGUUUGGAGCCAAAGCCUAUGAUAUCGACGUUCCCGAUAAUUACGUCCUGCUGCAGGACCUAGGUCCUUUCGGUUUCAAGAACGUCGAUCGCCUGGAGGGUCUGGACACGGCCCACACCAAAAGUGUUCUGAAGAAGAUGGCCCAGUGGCAUGCGGCCUCGGCCAACAGGAUUCACCUCAAGGGUCCCUACACCCAGAACUACUUGCAACCCACAUAUGCCGAUACUAUGAAGGAAAACAUCGAACAGGUAGCGGAAACAUUGGGAAAAUACCUGCUCAAGUGUCUUCCUCUUUACGAAGGUUUCGAGGAGUACAGCGAAGCGGUGCACAAGAUCCAGCCAAAGAUUGUGGACCUCAUGUAUGAUAUGAACAAGCCCGAUCCGGAGGAUUUCAAUGCGCUGAAUCACGGAGAUUGCUGGACCAACAACAUUAUGUUCAGGUACGAGGGUGAAUGCCCCGAACCAGCCGAAACCUAUUUUGUGGACCUUCAGUUGCCCAAAGUGGCCUGCGUGGCCCACGAUCUGAUUUAUUUCCUCCUCGGUUCGACGAAGUUCGAAAUUCAAUUGAGUCAGUUCGAUUACUUCAUCAAGUACUAUCACGACCAUCUAAUCGAGCACUUGCGAUUGCUGAAGUACCCCGAAGCCAAGACCCCCUCGCUGCGAUUCCUGCACACUCAGCUGCUCAAAUAUGGACGAGUUGGGUAUCACACUGUCCUGAUCCUCUGCCCGCCUGUGCUGCUCGAUCGCACCGAGGAUGCCAAUUUGACCGAUUUCGUCACAGAGUCGGAUAAUGGCGAUGGUCUCAAGAUGGCUAUGUACUCCAAUGCCCGCUACAAGAAACACGUUAGCGCCAUUCUCACCUGGCUCAACAAUCGCGGCGCCCUUCAGUAACUUGAAUCACUUUAUACCUCAAAGUAUUUAGUUUUCCUGUGGCAUUCGCUGAUAUGAUAAUGCUACUCAAAAAAGAUUUUGUACGCUCUCUAUAUAAAUAAAUAUUUUGAU
Molecule: messenger RNA, 1369 nt
Organism: Drosophila rhopaloa
Lineage: Eukaryota; Metazoa; Arthropoda; Insecta; Diptera; Drosophilidae
Exons: 4
Coding region: 14-1258 (414 amino acids)
Source: RefSeq, a predicted model, not a curated record